Doryrhamphus excisus (bluestripe pipefish) is the source of this 5300-nucleotide messenger RNA. RefSeq names its product synaptotagmin-like 5 (gene sytl5). The record is from RefSeq and is a predicted model, not a curated record. NCBI's taxonomy places the organism in Eukaryota, Metazoa, Chordata, Actinopteri, Syngnathiformes, Syngnathidae. Gene Ontology annotation, biological process: intracellular protein transport; exocytosis. Gene Ontology annotation, cellular component: exocytic vesicle; plasma membrane. Gene Ontology annotation, molecular function: phospholipid binding; neurexin family protein binding; small GTPase binding.
CCAACCCUGCUUGAGUCAAGAGACAUACCAAACAGUGACAAUAAUUACACCAAAACAUUGAAAUCUGUGCUUCAGUGGGAGACUGUGGACACGCACACACACGCACACGCAUGCACACGCACACACACGCACACACACCACGCCCCCUCAUCCAGGAACACCCUGUCAGUAGAUGCGUGUACUCAGUGCCGAAGCGCGCUACGGAGCAGCCCACACACUGUCACCGAUCGCCCGGACUAGCUGGUUCGUCUCCCCGGCCCUCGGAGCCCUCGUGCCGGCUUCCCCCUCACCGUCCUUCCGCAGAAGACUGGACAACUAUGUGAAGUCAGAAUGGUGGCGUUGGAAAUAAAGGAGAUUGGCGGUUACCCCCAUGCUCUGCUCAGCUGAUUCCACCUCCUGUGCCGAGAAGAACCGAGGGAGCGAUGGAGGUCACUGACGACCUGAACCUCUCCUUCCUGCUGGAGCACGAGCGAGACACAAUCCUGAAGGUGCUGCAGAAAGACGAGAAGCUAAGGAAACGAGAGGAGAAGAGGAUACGGAAGCUUAAGAACGAGCUGCUAGAGAUCAAACGCAAAGGUUCCCGUAGCACGCCGCGAGAGUCCGGGGAGCGUCAGUGCGGACGCUGCGUCAAAACGCUGGGCCUGAUCUUCGAUCGCGGCGAGCUCUGCGACGAGUGCCAGAUGCGGGUGUGCAACGAGUGCCGCGUCACCACAACCAAGCGGCACCAGUGGAGGUGUAACGUGUGUGCUAAGAUCUCAGAGCUGAAGGUGGUGACCGGAGAGUGGUUCCUGGAGGAGCGGUCCAAGCGCUUUGAGCACAAACUGUUGAGCAGUGACGUGGUUAAGCAAACAAUCCUCAGCAGCCCGACCGCCGCAGAGGACAGCUUGUCUCCCCAUCCUGAGUCGGGGAGGUCCGACACACCGAAAUCCAGCAGGAGCUCCAAACAUCCUGUGGAUGGACAGAGAAGAAGAGGGAGGAUGAAUUUGGACAAACUCGGCACCCAACCCCUCAGGUCAGAGAAUGGUGUCGACGGCCAUAGCGUCAAGUCCGCCUCAGAUGGAGACACCCACAGCGUGCGAAGCGUUCGCUCUGCUCCGAAUCAGCAUACAAAUAGCGGAAGCAUGGCGGCUUUCGAUUCCUACGGGAUGUCGACACCGCUCAACAACAACCAGCGUUGCCAAACUCCCGACAGAUCUUCCACUCGCAGCAGCAACCGGCGGGUCAAGCCUGACGGAGCAGAGAGCGUUUACAGCUUUCACUCCAGUAGCAGCGCGUCUGAGAGGAAAACUGCAGGGAAUAACGGGAAGAACAACGGCGCUCCUACCAUUUCCGUGUCGAGGGCUUCAGUGUCCUCAGAUCACAGCCGCUCACAAAUGGACCUGUCGGUGGCAGGUUCCGAAGCCGGCGACGACGCCUUCAGUCUCAGAAGCCGCUCUGUCCCGGGUCUCAAUGAGACAGAGUUCUCUGACCAGGAUGCGGAAGAAGACAUUGACGCCCUGAUGUCGGCUCACAGCCAGAUGGCCGGCCUCCGCCUCAACAAUGCCGUGUCGAUGCCUUCCACUCCUGCCUCAGAGAGGAGGUGGGGCUUCCUCAAUGUCCCAGACUCGGACGCUGAGACAAGCAGCAUCGGCAGCAUGAUGAGCAUGUACAGUGAGACGGGUGACUAUGGCAAUGCCCGGGUGAGUGGCGAGAUCCUGUUGAACAUCAGCUACAGCUACAAGACAGGCGCUCUCAAUGUGAUGGUCAAAGAGUGCCACAAUCUGGCAACGGGGGACGAGAGGAGGCAACGCACAGACGCUUACGUGAAGACGUACCUGCUCCCGGACAUGUCGCGACACAGCAAGAGGAAGACCAGCAUCAAGGCCAACAGCAUCAAUCCUGUCUUUAAUGAGAACUUGAGGUAUGUAAUCAGCCACUCCCAGCUGGAGACACGCACCUUGCAAGUGUCGGUGUGGCACCACGACCGAUUCGGCCACAACAACUUCCUGGGAGAGGUGGAGCUGACCUUUGACUCCUGGGAGUUUGAUUCCCAAAUAGACGAGUGGUUCGUUCUGCAGCCCAAGCUGGAGAGCAGCAUCGACGCCACCAUGCAGUACAAAGGAGAGCUAACUGUCGUGCUGAAGUACAUUCCUGCUGAGAAGAACCUCAUGCUCCCGCUGGACCAAGUACAAGUGAAGAAAGGCUUCCUGAAGGGGAAGAAGAAGAGCACCUUCACACCACCUAAAGGGGGCAUGGUCGAGCUGCUAGUCAAAGGGGCCAAAAAUGUAACUGCUGUCAAGUCUGGAGGAACAUCCGACCCUUUUGUCAAAGGAUACCUUCUCCCUGACAGCAACAAGUCCACCAAGCACAAGACAUCGGUGGAGCGUCGCACGGUCAACCCUCAGUGGAACCACACCUUCACCUACUGUGGCCUGCAGCCGGGAGACCUCAACAACGUCUGUCUGGAGCUGACCGUGUGGGACAAGGAGGCCCUAGCCAGUAACGUCUUCCUGGGAGGAGUCAGGCUAGGAGCUGGCACAGGCACAAGUUAUGGGAACGAGGUGGACUGGAUGGACUCCUACGGAGAGGAACAGCGUCUGUGGCAGCGCAUGAUAGAAAACCCAGAGGUUCCCCAGGAGUGCACGCUGAUGCUGAGGUCCACUAUGAGGAAGAUCUCCUCAUGAGCCGAGACAUCAUCUGUUCACCUUCUCCAACCAGUCAUGCCUUUAUAAACAUCUCUGAUUACUGCCAACUUGUCCCACUCCCACGAAGCACAGUUGGUGUGCCUGAAUCAUAGGAGCACGUAGCUAACUUUUGUAUCCUCUAGAACCAGGAUUGAUGGCUUUUUGGCCUUCCGUCCUUCCCUGCUCUAGCUCAUUUUUGCUGAGAAGCACAUACUGGCCCUACCAGCAUUAGCUUGCUAGCUCACGCCAGCCACGAUUGUUCAAUUCCCAUUCCCAAAAGCAACAAACUGUCAUAUCAAACUCUUACGAAGGAGUAUGAGGGCCACAUUGGAAAAAAAGCUGUCAUAUUAUGAGAAUGAAGUCGUAAAUUUACAAGAAAAAGUCUUAAUAUUACCAGAUGAAAGUUGUAGAUUUAUGAGAAAAAAGUUGCAAUAUUAUCACAAUGGAGUCAUAACAUAAGGUAAAUCAUAUUAUGAGCAUAAAGUCGUAAAAUUACAAGAAAAAAGUUGCAAUAUUAUGACAAUAAUGUACAUUUAUUAGAAAAAAAAGUCUUAAUAUUGCGAGACUAAAGUUGUAAUUUUAUGAGGAAAAAAAGUUGUAAUAUUAUGACAAUAUAGUUGUCAAUUUAUGAUAAAAAAUAUCAUAUUUUUACAGGAAUAAAGUAAUAUUAUGACAAUAACGCUGUAAAUUUAUGAGAAAAAAGUCUUAAUACUACGAGACUAAAGUUGUAAUUUUAUGAGGAAAAAAGUUGUAAUGUUAUGAUAAUACAGUUGUCAAUUUCUGAUAAAAUAUCAUAUUUUUACGGCAAUAAAGUCUUAAUAUUACGACAAUAACAUUGGAAGACAAAAAAAUCUUUGUAUUACGAGACUAAAGUUGUAAUUUUAUGACCAAAAAAAGUUGUAAUAUUAUCAUAAUACAGUUGCCAAUUUAUGAAAAAAUGUCAUAUUUUCUUACGUGAGUAAAGGCUUAAUAUUACGACAAUAACGUUGUAAAUUCACAAGAAAAAAAGUGUUAAUAUUACGAGACUAAAGUUGUAAUUUUAUGAGGAAAAAAAGUUGUAAUAUUAUGAUAAUACAGUUACCAGUUUAUGAUAAAAAUGUAAAUAAAGGGAAUAAUGGGAAUAAAGUCUGACUAUCACGACAAUAACAUUGUAAAUUCAUUGUAAAGUCUUACUAUCACAAGAAUGAAGUCGUACAUUUAUUUGGAAAAAAGUCUUAAAAUUAUGAAAAUAAAGUCGCACAUUUAUGAGAAAAAAAGGUGUAAUAUUAGAACAAAGUUGUCAAUUUGCAAGGAAAAAGUUGUAAUAUUAUGAUAAUACAGUUGUCAAUUUAUGAUAAAAAUGUCAUAAUUUUACGGGAGUAAAGUCUUAAUAUCACGACAAUAACGUUCUAAAUUUAUGAGAGAAAAAAGUCUUACUAUCACGAGAAUGAAGUCACACAUUUAUGAGAAAAAAAGUUGUACUAGUACAAGAACAAAUUUUGUCCAAUUGCAAGGAAAAAGUUGUAAUAUUACAAGAAUAAAAUCAUAAAUGUAAUAUUAAAUGAAUAUAAAAUUGUAAUAAUUUGUAUUAUACAAGAAAAAAAUGUCAUAAUAUGAUGAGAGCAAAGUCAUAACGUUACAAGAAAAAAGUUGUAAUUUUACAAGAAUAAAGUCAUACAUUUACUAGAAAUAAGGCGUAACAUUACGAGAACAAAAUUGCAAAGAAAGUCGUUAAUUUAGUAGAAAAACAGUCAUAAUAUUAUGGGAAUAAAGACGUAAAAGUCAUAAUAUCUCAUACGUGUCAGAGAGAAAAUAGAGCACAGCUCUUCAGGAAGGAAGGAAACAUUCCUUUUCCUUCAGGAAAGCUUUUUUUCAUCAAUUGAAGCCAUUUUUCUUGUAAAUUUAUGAUUUUAUUCUUGAAAUCUGUGCUCAUUUCUUUUUCAAUGUGGCCCUGCUACGUACUCCGCAGGAAACUGAAAUAGAGAAACCCAUUGUACCAAUGUUGUGAAAUGAAUCCGCUCAUGGGUUUUGACGUUGUUAGCAUGCUAACAUUAGCAUUUAGCCCCAAGCACCACCGUGCCUACACGCACAACCUCAGCCGCUAGCUAGCAUGAUUUGUAGUCUCAUCUCUAUGAAUUGCUAAAAAUGUCUUUAGUAUUUCUUUAGUCGUGCAUUUGCUUCCCACGCCUGCAGCUUGCCUAGGGAAUGUAAGAAAAAGCGGAUUGAAUCCAGCUUCAAUGUGAACAUAGUUUAACACUGUAUCAGUGUGCUAACAGUGAGUUAGCAGCAUUGUGCUGGAGGACACCAGAACAAGUGGAGCACUGAUAAUGACCUCAUGAUUUCACCAUUUCAUCCAGAAAAAUGUGUCUGUAGUUACAACACAAUGAAUGCCAACAGCGUGCGUGUGAGUGUUAAUCAACGCACUGAUAAUAAUAAUAAUAAUAAUAAUCAGAUGUGGUUUUAGAUGACAAGCUUGUGUAAUACCUGAAUACUGACUUUUGAUGUACAGCAUGUGUUUACCUCCGCGUUCGCUCUCCUCCUCUCCAACCUAUUUUAUCUCAUGCAGAAGUAUUUUCUAAUAAAAACAUUUACAACUAUUUGUUGGGUUUUCUUUGCCGUUGAAAAUAUACUUGAGCACAAGGCUGUUCAACGACUUCA